Solanum pennellii is the source of this 1187-nucleotide messenger RNA. Its product is annotated as ras-related protein RABC2a. The transcript has 6 exons. Gene Ontology annotation, molecular function: GTPase activity; GTP binding. Lineage: Eukaryota; Viridiplantae; Streptophyta; Magnoliopsida; Solanales; Solanaceae. Bases 283 to 933 code for a protein of 216 amino acids. The record is from RefSeq and is a predicted model, not a curated record.
AAAAGAAUAACUGCAAAACGUUUUCCCUCCCACUCUUUCUCUCUCUACAAAACCUAUACAUACAAUAAAUCCGUUUUCUCUCUCUACAUAUACAUAUAGAGAGAGAAAGUAGUGAAUCAUGCCAAAAGCUUUCUGAAUACUUUUACUUGGCCCUCUGUAUUUCUCUCUGUCGCCAUUGUGUCACUGUUGCAUAGUUUCUAGAGAGAGAAAGUGCAGAGUUUUUGUGUUGAAUUGGAAGGGGAGAGAGAGAGAGAGUUGAGUUGAGGAAGGAGGAGUUCGCCGAUGGGUCCAUCGACGGCGACGACGGGGCAGAGCAAUAGCAGUUACGAUCUGUCAUUUAAGAUCUUGUUGAUCGGAGAUUCUGGAGUUGGAAAGAGUAGCUUGCUUGUUAGCUUCAUUUCUAAUGCCGUUGACGAUCUGGCCCCUACCAUUGGCGUUGAUUUUAAGAUCAAGACACUCACUGUUAGUGGGAAAAAACUGAAGCUUACCAUUUGGGACACAGCUGGGCAGGAGAGGUUCAGGACACUGACAAGCUCCUACUACAGAGGUGCUCAAGGGAUCAUUCUUGUCUAUGAUGUAACAAGAAGAGAGACCUUCACAAACCUGUCUGAUGUGUGGGCAAAAGAGGUGGAGCUGUAUAGUAAUAAUCAGGAUUGUGUAAAGAUGCUGGUUGGAAAUAAAGUUGACAGAGAAUCCGAGAGAGCUGUGACCAGGGAAGAAGGCAUUGCCUUAGCGAAGGAACUUGGAGGUCUAUUUCUUGAAUGUAGUGCUAAAACUCGAGAAAAUGUGCAAAACUGCUUUGAAGAGCUUGCCUUAAAGAUAAUGGAGGUGCCUAGUCUCCUUGAAGAAGGAUCCACUGUAGGGAAGAGAAAUAUCUUGAAACAGAAACAAGAACAGCAAACACCACAGGGCGGUGGUGGUUGCUGCUCAUGAAACUCCUAGGACUUCAAAAAUGAUAAAAAAAAAAAGAAAGUGUGCACUAGAUGGUGCAUAUCAAAUAUGUAUAUGCUGUUUCCUUUUCUUCUUUACUGUUUUUAUCUUGCUGCUGCUUUGAAAGUGGUUAGUAGUCUCAUGUAAAGUAACUGAUCGAUGUUGGUCAUUGACCAAUGUUCUUGUUAAUAUUUGCCAGAUUGCUGUCAAAUUGGGUGGUUUUUCAUAAUUUUAAUGUGCAUUUCUUUCAUCAGUAA